AUGAAAGAUGUUGCAUUAAAGGAGCUUCUUCAAGGUGCUAAAUUUUCCCAUGAAUUUCCAGAAGUUAUAGUGUUCCUUCCAAUUUCAAUAGAAGUGGUUCAUUUAUUAAAUCAAUAUCCCAAAAACAAUAAAGAUGAUGAGGAGGAUGAGUUCAAAGAUGAUUAUCCUAAAAAUGAAUACAUGGAAAUAGAUAUUCAAAGCCAGACCAAAGAUGUUGAUUCUGGUUUAGAUGAAUUUUUGGAUAUUUACAAAUUUAAACAUAAAGUUGGCCCACAGAAUACAAAUAAAGUUUAUGUUAAUGCAGCAGAGUCAAAAAGUGGGAUGAUCACAGCUAUAAAUUCACUGAAGCUCAAUUCUGCUAUUUUAAAAACUGAAUAUAAAAGGUAUGACUUUGAUCUUAUAGUUUUAUUGACUCAUUUUCAACUUAAUAAUAAAUCAUUGUAUCUUAAAAGGUUUGAUACGAUAAAAUCAUGCAAGAACAUUGCAUUGGUUGAUGGUUACAAUUUUAAAGAGUUUUAUGGUUAUACAUAUGCAGAUCGGGAAGAAUUUAUAGCAUCAAACAAAACAAUUAAUGUGAAUACAGCAACACCUGAAAUACUUAAAACUCUUGGCAUUAAACCAGAACAAGGUCGAAAAUUACAUAAAUAA
This is a messenger RNA of Entrophospora sp. SA101, 648 nucleotides long. NCBI's taxonomy places the organism in Eukaryota, Fungi, Glomeromycota, Glomeromycetes, Entrophosporales, Entrophosporaceae. The record is from the annotation of a GenBank genome assembly.